Messenger RNA from Hypomesus transpacificus, 2069 nucleotides. It is a transcript of the gene peli3, whose product is annotated as pellino E3 ubiquitin protein ligase family member 3. Gene Ontology annotation, biological process: protein K63-linked ubiquitination; regulation of Toll signaling pathway. The transcript has 10 exons. The record is from RefSeq and is a predicted model, not a curated record. Lineage: Eukaryota; Metazoa; Chordata; Actinopteri; Osmeriformes; Osmeridae. The coding region runs from base 566 to 2050 and encodes 494 amino acids. Gene Ontology annotation, molecular function: ubiquitin protein ligase activity; protein binding.
GCCAUUAUAAUUGUGUGCAAGAGCGUUAUUGCUCCAGAGUGGCAACAUCUCAAUUCUGUCUCUCCACUCCAGUGGCAGUUUACUAAGAACUACGAUACAACUGUUACACAACCUGGUGAUGCCUUUGUAUGAAUACAUAGAUAGCAUAUUGUUGGCUAUUCACAAACCACUGUUUGGUACCUAUAUAUCUUUUCAUACUGUAGCCCAUUACUGUACGGAAACAAAGCGUCACGGGCGUAGGCGGGAUCAUGUAGGCGGAGCCAGUACUUUGUGGGAAUCUGAAGGCGGGCUUACGCAAGAAUCACGGAAUCCUGACCAACCGCGGAGAAGCAUUCAUGUGGCCAACGGUGGUGUUUUAACAGAACGGAGCCCAAUUUUGAGGCCAUACGGGGAUUGACAACUCAAGGGAAUUACAACCUCCGUCGGCAAACAUCAGCGGGCAAUCUGACAAGGCCUAUAUCGACUGCGUCUUCUUGGAUAGCGAUCAAGCAACCGCCUCUACACUGGCACUGGGAGACGCAAUCCGCUGCAAUCUGCAAGUUGAAGUCAUAGGGCAGAAACAGCCAUGAUUAUGCUCUGUGAGCCCCCGUUGUGGCCGGUGGGCAUGGUUUUGGAGGGCAGCUCGGAGGCCCUGUGUCCCCCCCCAUCUCUGGAACUGCGACCGUCUUGCAACAAGAGCCAGGCCUCGCCCCCUCUGGGCUCGGCCUCCCAGCCCCACGAAGGCCUCUUCCCGGGGGACAAGGAGCCAGUCAAGUACGGGGAGCUCAUCGUCUUAGGGCACAAUGGUUCUCUGACCAAUGGGGAUAAAGGUCGCCGAAGAAGUCGCCUAGCGCUCUACAAGAGACCCAAAGCUAACGGGGUCAAACCUGAUGUCAUCCACAAUGUUGCUACCCCUCUGGUGUCAAAGGCUCUCAGCAACAAAAGUCAGCACAGCAUCUCCUACACACUGUCCAGAAGUCACUCUGUCAUCGUGGAGUACACACAUGACACCAACACAGACAUGUUCCAGAUCGGGCGCUCCACGGAGAGCAUGAUAGACUUUGUGGUGACGGAUACCGCAGGCAGCAGCGGGGGCAGUGGGGGGCAAGGCCAGGGGGCGGCCGGAGAGGGGGGAGGAGGAGGAGGAGGAGGAGGAGGAGGACAGUCUGCCCAGAGCACCAUCUCCCGCUAUGCGUGCCGCAUCAUGUGUGAGCGUAGCGCCCCCUACACAGCACGCAUCUAUGCUGCCGGCUUCGACUCCUCCAAGAACAUCUUCCUGGGGGAGAGAGCUGCCAAAUGGCGGACGUCGGACGGCUUGAUGGACGGAUUGACCACCAAUGGCGUGCUGGUGAUGCACCCGGCAGGCGACUUCGUCCAGGAGCCGGCGCCGGGGGUGUGGCGGGAGAUCUCCGUGUGCGGGAACGUGUUCGCCCUGCGGGAGACCCGCUCGGCCCAGCAGAGGGGGAAACUGGUGGAGAACGAGUCCAACACCCUCCAGGACGGCUCCCUCAUCGACCUGUGCGGGGCCACCCUGCUGUGGCGCACCCCGGCGGGCCUCCGGCGCACGCCCACCCUCAAGCAGCUGGAGUCCCUGCGCCAGGAGCUGAACGCGGCGCGGCCGCAGUGCCCCGUGGGCUUCAACACCCUGGCCUUCCCCAGCCUGGCUCAGCGGGAGAUCGUGGACAAGAAGCAGCCCUGGGUCUACGUCAACUGCGGCCACGUCCACGGCUACCACAACUGGGGCUACCGCAAGGACAAGGGCCCGGCGGGGCCCGGCGGGACGGCGCCGGCCAGCACCGGGGAGAGGGAGUGCCCCAUGUGCCGGCGCGUGGGGCCCUACGUGCCCCUGUGGCUGGGCUGCGAGGGGGGGCUGUAUCUGGACGCCGGGCCCCCGACCCACGCGUUCUGCCCCUGCGGCCAUGUGUGCUCUGAAAAGACAGUGCAGGGGUGGAGCCAGAUCCCGCUGCCGCACGGGACGCACGCCUUCCACGCCGCCUGCCCCUUCUGCGGCACCUGGCUGACCGGCGAGCAGGGCCACAUCAAACUCAUCUUCCAGGGCCCCGUCGACUGAGGGGUUGGUUGUGUGAGGU